UGUAUUUGAUUGUCUUGCGUUGGCUUUUCUUAUUUGCGAUUGAUUCCCUUUAAACUCUAUUACUAGUCGCUUCCUAAACAUCUUUCUGAUGUAGAAAUGGCCGUACCCUGCUCACCCUUCCUCUACUUGGAGAAAUUCGCAAUGAUAACUCCAUCUUCUUCCUCUAUUUCUGUUGUUCCUGUUCUUACAGAAAAUGAUCUCAAGCGAAUUGCAGCUUAUAAGGCUGUUGAGUUUGUUGAGAGUGGCAUGGUUUUAGGAUUAGGCACUGGCUUAACUGCUGCCUAUGCUAUUGAUCGGAUUGGUGAGCUUCUGAAACAGGGCAAAUUGGAGAACAUUGUGGGCGUGCCAACUUCGAAGAAGACAGAGAAACAGACCCUUUGCAUUGGGCAUUCCCCUUUCAGACCUGCCGUUCACCCGGUUCUCGAUUUGGCCAUUGAUGGAGCUGAUGAAGUCGACCUUCAACUCAACCUGAUAAAGGGCCGAGGUAAUUGACCAUGGAAUGUUCUUGGACAUGGCAGGCUACAACUGUCAUAGUCGCAGGUUCCCUUGGAGUGACAGAAGAACAAGUAGUUUUUAAUUUUCAAGUUUUAAUGCAUAUUCUUUUAGAUUAGUUUGCAAUGGGAUUAACUUAUGUUGAAGAACAUUGUUGAUGAAUUUUACUUCUCCAUAUAUU
This is a messenger RNA of Nymphaea colorata (pocket water lily), 673 nucleotides long. Its product is annotated as probable ribose-5-phosphate isomerase 2. The transcript has a single exon. Gene Ontology annotation, molecular function: ribose-5-phosphate isomerase activity. The coding region runs from base 97 to 492 and encodes 131 amino acids. Gene Ontology annotation, biological process: pentose-phosphate shunt, non-oxidative branch. The record is from RefSeq and is a predicted model, not a curated record. NCBI's taxonomy places the organism in Eukaryota, Viridiplantae, Streptophyta, Magnoliopsida, Nymphaeales, Nymphaeaceae.